This is a messenger RNA of Plasmodium coatneyi, 17013 nucleotides long. RefSeq lists its product as uncharacterized. Gene Ontology annotation, cellular component: plasma membrane. Gene Ontology annotation, biological process: negative regulation of cell adhesion. The transcript is spliced from 6 exons. Bases 1 to 17013 code for a protein of 5670 amino acids. Lineage: Eukaryota; Apicomplexa; Aconoidasida; Haemosporida; Plasmodiidae. The record is from RefSeq and is a predicted model, not a curated record.
AUGAUGAAGGCACUGUAUAAAAGUAUCGUGAACUUUUUGCUCUCGUCCUUUUUUGAAAACAUUGAAGAGAAGCAACUGCAGACGUCCCUAAUCAGAGGAAAGGUGCACUUGCAGAAUGUGAAGAUUAAGAAGAACUUUUUCGACAUUUUGUAUUUGCCCUACACGAUUAAGUAUGGGUACAUCCGGUCGUUGGAUUUGCAGAUCCCCCUGUUGUACCUGUUCCAGAAGGCCAGCCUCAAAAUUAGUGACGUAGUAAUCGUGGUGAAGGAGAAAAACUUCAACGACUUCAACAUCGAUGAAGAAAUAAAUGGAAUAAAGGAAGCAAAAAAAAAUAAUCUAAAAAUAGAAGACAUAAAUAAUAAGGAAGAUGACCUGAAUAAAAAAAUAAACAAAGGAAUUAAUUACCUGCUUUACGAGCUGUAUAAUAAUAUGUCCAUAGAUAUAGAAAAUUUGGAGGUAAUUCUAGAAAGUGCAGAGAAGAAAAAAAACAUUGUAGGUUUGUCAGUUAAAAAUGUGUCUAGCGUGAAAAGUCACAACAGCGCAAGCAAGGUGAGAAAAAACUUUUCCUUCAGUGACGUGAUUUUCUACAUGGAAGAUGAGAAGGCCAAAUAUCUACUCACCAAAGUUAUAAAGAAGGAAGAAAAGAAGAAAAAAAAUAAAAGAAAUAUUAACGAAGAGGAUAUAUACCACAAGAUAAAGGAUAUCUGCAUUCAUCUGCACACAAAAAAAUACAUCAUCUCAGAAAUCCCCCUCCUCGUUUUAAGUACAAAUUUUUACAUCAGUAAUUGUAGCCAGUAUGCUUGCCGCAAUGCCAAGUUUAUUUUUAAAAAAAAAAAUUUCUUCGAUAUUACAUGCCCACAUUGUGAUAGGUAUUUGUACCAGUGUAAAGAGGUGAAAAAGGAGAGGUCCCUAUUUAGACAUAUUUUUCUCGAGAAGGACGAAUUGGAAGCUCGGAAUAGGAAGCUCUAUUCUGAGUUCAACGCGGAGGCGUGCAGCAAUAAUGGGGAGACGCCCUUCGGUGGGCUGCGUGACGUCAACAGGAGGAAGAGAAAAAAAGGGGCAAACGAAACGAACGAAGUGGAUGAUGCAGAUGAGGGGAUGACUGCGGUAAGCAGCAACGGGGAGGAGGGGGCCCCACCCCCCACGGGGGAAGCAGAAGCACCCCAUCCGAGUAACAAAACAAAUGCACCCACCGGGGAAGCAGAAACCCCCCCAAGUGGCGAAUUACCCCACGGGAAGAAAUCGAAAAGGAGAUCAAAAUAUAGUGAUAAAUGUCUGUACUAUCGAAUUAAAGACGGAGAAAAAUGCACACAUGUUGAACAGGUAGAUAUCCUGGAGGAAAGAAUAAAUAUAAGAGAAAACGAAUACAUGAGUUUCGAAAUUCAUGUAGACAAACUGAACGUGAGAUUGUCCUUUAAGCAUCUUAGUUACCUUGCCGAUUUGAUAAUGUAUUACUCAGUUUAUGGGUGCUUUGUGAAUGGGCUCUACCUGGAGGAGUGGCUAAACAUUCCAGAUGUAAAGGACAUUUUAACGUACAAAAGGGAGUUAAUAAAAAAGAAGAAGAAGGAAAAGCAUGAUAAGGACUUUAUUGAAAAGUUUGAAUACACACAUAGCUUUCAAGUUAUAUCUAGUUUGAGAAAACACGCGGAGGAGGCAUCUGUAGUGGGUGGCACCAAGGCAGAUGUAAACUUAAUCGAUAGUGGUUCCUCAUCGGGGGGAGGAAGACAAGAGGGAAAUGACACAAUCAGUUGCAGUAGCACCGUGGGGAGCAACACCAACGGAAAAAGUGCACAAAACGGACGCAGUAGUGGUAACCUUUCCGUGAAUUGCAGCUUAAGGGUAUCCAUUGGGAAGGUAAACCUAAACCUGUAUAGCUACGAAAAAAUAACCAAGUCUUUGCAGCUGACGGUCGAUACGUUUGAAUACUAUUUUAAGAACUAUAUAAAUAAUGACUUCGCAUAUCACAUCCGUUUGAGUGAUGCGGUGGUGAAUUUCGUCUACAAGGGGAGGAAGUACCCCCUGUUGGAGCUGUUCCCUCAGCAGCCGUGGCAACACCAUCAUCAUCAUCAUCACCACCACCACCACCACGGUGACCUGGCGGGGCAUAAGAAGGAUUCAUUCAAAAAAGGCAAGUGGAAAAAUAAGGGCUACCUGUUCAAUGCACAUCUGGGAAAUGGUCCCCCCUCCGUGAAGGCAAACGGGGAAAACCCCAAAGUAGAGGACACAAAUCAGAGUGUGUUACAAAAGGCAGGUCACCCAGAUGUGCAUCUCAAAAAAGGUGAUGAAAAUAACAAAGCGGAACAGGAACACCUGAUAGAGUUCAUAAGAGAACCUGCGCUAACCCUCUUUGUGUAUAAAAAGUUCGACACCUCCCAGAAUAAAAUAUACGUUAGAUGCAACCAAAACGUACUGAUCACCCUGAGCAUCAGAGAAAUUCACAAAAUCCUAAAUAUGAACUAUAGAUACAACACAGUAAAUUUAGAAAAAAAAAUAAAAACAUACAAAAGUCUGUAUUACUACUACCUGCUGGGGAAAAAGUACUGCAAGGAACUAUACGUGGCGUCGGAAAAGGACUUCGUCGAUAUGAACCUCCAGUUAUUCAACAACGUCUACGUGAACUUAGUGCUAAAUAAAAAGUACUCUCUUCUAGUACGGUUUAAGAAGAUCCGGUGGAAUUCUUUUUUUUUUACGAAAACGCAUUUGAGGAACCAUGUGGAUCGGCUGAUCAUGCUAUCGGAGUAUAAUGAGUUGCACCAUGAGGGAGCCGCUCAUCUUCGGGGGUCAGAGUUUGGCGGGUCCGCCCCCUCCAUGGAUCAACUGCGCGAGGGACAAAAAAAAGAGGGGAAGGAAGAAAAAAAAGGACACAAUAAAGAUGACAAUAAAGAAGGCAAUAAAGAAGACAGUAAAGAAGACAACAAAGGAGACGCGAAGAUGCAAAUCACAGAGAAUGGCAGUGCCAAUAUGGGCGGUGAGGACGCUGGAGGCAAUGCCCCCCAGGGGAGCUCCUGCCCAAAUAAGGCCAGUCCGGAAAAUGUAACGGAUAUGUCAAGCAGUAACCCCACCAAGGGAGGACCCCCCAUUGGAACGACGCCACCACUACAUGAACAACACACGAACGAGCAACAGGGUUCAAAUAACAAGUGCACACUUCACGAUGACACCUCCAUGUGUGAAGACAGCAAAGUGACCAUGAAGUAUAGGAAGCAUUAUCAGGACUUUUUGCGAAGCAACAAUUUAGCAGAUGUAGACACCGCCAGGCGAAUGUGCUCCAAUAAUAACUCCUGCAAUUUUAGCCGUGAGUGGAGUGUAAAUGGUAGGGCCGCAGAAGGUGAACUAAACAACCAAUACGUCAAUGGAGGAGAGCAUAGCAGUAAUGAGGCACGAAGUGAUCUGCCAACAAUUGCACGUGAGAGGUACAUCUUCCACAGUCAGCGGAAAAACGUAGGAAAUGAAAAAGUUGAAUCGAGCAUAGAUGUGAAUGUAGAGAGGCUACCCAGUCGGGACUUAUCCUCCAUUAGGGAAGUAGACCCUGCAGAGGAUCCCCACGCAGAGACAGAAGAAAGCACCAUAACUACCAUAGAGCAAACUCGACUAAGUUUUGAGUUUUCCAUUUUUAUGGUAAAAAACAAAAGUGAAUAUAACAUGCAGAACGCACUGACGAAUAAAAACGAAACGAAUAAGAGGUACCUGCUGAAGCCACAGAAAAUUUACUUGGACCAAAUAACAUACAACUCUAACGACAGCACAGAGAAGAAGUUGGUCUUCCUGCACAGUAAGGACAAGCAUCACUUGAGUCUUAACAUAGACGACAAGACGAUUUUCAAAUUUGUGUUUUUCUACUUCCAUUACGCUAAUUAUAUAGACUAUAUAAGUCACUACUUUACGAGCAAGAAGGAAGGCAGCUACUUGAACUUGAACACCAUAGACAUCCGCAGUUAUAAGACGUUGCAGAUUUUGCUCGACAACGCGGUGGUGACGGGCAAGGGGGAAACAGCUGAGGGGGGAGAAGAAGUGCAUGUGGAGAAAGCAGUGGUGGAAGAGGUGACUGCUUCGAAGGAGGUGUCUCCCCCCAACGAAGGACGAACCCUCCCCCCGGGGGAUGUUAUCGAAGAAGGAAGGUGCGGUGCGGCCGCCCCAGGGUCAAAUUCUCCGAUACAGAGCAUACAUGGUACCAGUGAGAAGAAGGAACCCCCCAAGGGAGAGGCUCAUGAGGAAACGUCGAAGCAAGUGUACCAUGAAAAAGACAACCUGGAGGAGGAUGCGAAGAGUAGGAAGGCUCACGAAGGAGAGAGGAAGCGAGAAAGAAAGUACAGCCUAAUGAUGAGCCACCAUAAUCGUCAUGGAAGUCAUCAUAGUCGUUACGGAAUUAAUGAGGAGCAUACAGGAAGGGAGUACUCCCCCCAUAUGAACCCCUAUAGGGAUGAACCCAUCGGAGGAAACAAACAAGAAGUGAUCGUUUUUGUCCAGAAGGCAAAGUUCCAUUUAAAUAAUUACAAAAGGAGCAAGCGAAUGGUAUCGGUGCAUCUGUCGGAUGUACUCAUCUAUGCGUAUAACGAUUCUUGUGUCUCUACCAUGGCUCUAAAUAUGAAAAAGAUAAACCUAUUGAAUUGUCUGCUGAGUGAAGCAUAUCAAAACAACUUCAUUUCUUACAUAGAGAGAAGAAGUGUGUCUAGUAAGAUGAGCAGAAAGAACUCAAAACAUGGUGAGAUGAAGAGGACCAACAAUAGUGGUGGCAUUUAUUUCUACAACAGUGUACUAAAGUUAGUAAACAAUGGAAACUUCCUGUUUUCCUAUUCGAGCAGAAAUAAUGUAUCCAGUGGUUCUGCAGAGAAAUUGCAAAACGGGUCCUAUGUGAGAGAUAGAAGGAACAGUCUGCUUUACGGGAAAAUUACCGGAGGGGGGGGAAGUGCACAUGGGGCAAGCACAAUCGGGGGGGAGAGAGGCACCGAUGGAAGAAUCAAAGUCGGGGCAGAGGGAGAAGAAUCCGAUGAAGUGCGUUACUUCAGGACGGAUAACUAUAGACAGCUAAACAAUAUGUAUGCAGAUAAGGGGGCAAGAAACCCGAAUCAGCCACACCAAAAUAAGUUAAAGAAGAGACACAGCACUAGUGUCGACUUUGUUCACACCAGUUACUACAAUAAUUUGAACACAGAUUAUUUUACUUUUAAUGUAGAGAAGAGCCAGGAUGAUGAAGAGACGAAGUUGCUAACUAGUGGAGAGCUAGCUGGUGAGGACGGGGCACACAUUGCCUUAGGUGAUGAGCAGGGUGUGGAUGCCCACGGGGGGGAACAAACCCCGGGCAAGGAAAACGUGCGGUAUGAGAGUUGUUUAGAGGUGGUGGAAAAUAACGUGGCGCAAGGGGAAGGAUCUGGUGCUGCAGCGUCAAACAACGCAGCUGAGGCGAAUCAUGCUAAUCACCUUGGAGAUGAUCCGUUGAACGAAGGGGACGCCACGAAGAAUAUCCCACCCAGUGGAUCCACCCCGGAGAGUCCAAGGGUGGAGGUAGAUAGCCGCAACGGAGGGAGCAGCCAAGGGGGAGGCAGCUCAGAGGGAAAGGCCUCCUCAAAAAAUAAAAGAAGAUCAGAAUAUGAAAUACACAAAGCGAGGGAUGUGAAGAGGGUGAAACGAAUUGACAGCAGCAACGUCAGCGUCGUGGAUGCAACUGAUCAGCAUGCAGGACACUGCCAAAUGGACGGCAUUCCCCCAGAUGAAGCAAACAAAAAUAAAGAGGAACACGAAAAUGAACACGAAAAUGACGAGGCAGAUCAUGAAGAAGAAGAGGAGGACGAUUUUUACCCCGAAGAGGAAGAAGAAGAUGAGGAGGAAAAUUACCAUGUCGUAAAAAACAGAGAGAAUGAAAAUAUAAAAAAUGUCCAGCUUUAUUUAGUGAACGCAGAAAUGAUUGUAGACUACAUGUACUUACUGAACUUAUACAAGUGGGCCUGCAAAUUGGGAAAAAAAUAUGACAGAAUUAGAAAGAUUUCUUCAUACGCUUACUCAGAUAACAACUCCAUGGAUGACAGUACCAGUGUGAAUGUGAACCCGGUGAAGUACAACUACAGCGCGUUUUUGCAAAACAACAGAAUCUGUGUGCCCAUAUAUCAGUUCACCAUUACGCAAUAUACCUUUUAUGAGAACGUGCGGUCCAAUUCGUACGUGUCGUUAUUGCCUGUGUUGGAGCUGCACUUUUCCGCGUCUUGCAAGUGGACCAACGAACACGACGAGGAGACCAAGUCCAUGCAAGUGCGGAGCCUCGGAAGCAAGCUCGUGAUGCCAGCCCUAAACAUCUACACGCAUAAAAGGAACAAAAAGUGCAGCAUAUGCAUCCUAAGUUUUAACACCAAGGAUAAGGACAAUGAGACAAUUAUAAACGACCUGAGGUUUCAAAUAAAUAUGAAGAAAAAAAUAAAGUAUGACUAUGGACAGGAGGACCAUGACCUGAGCAGCAGUGCCAGUAGCUGCUACGAGAACAUGAACCUACUCCCUUACUAUUAUGACCCCAAGUAUACUUCUCUGAAUACCUACUUCUCUGCGAUGACGCAACAUUCUGUGGAUGACGGAAGGGAGGAUGGAGAAGGGGCAAGUGGACAUUCAUAUGGAAAGGAAAUUAUAAGCAUACACAAUGAUCCCCUCAUCAUUAACGUAUCACACGAUAUUUUAAAAAACGUGUUGUUGUGCCAUAGCAUGUUUAUGUGUUUUUUGGGUGCAUGCAUGGGAACGGAGGGAAACGCCCCGGUUGUUAACGGUGCUGAGGAGGGGCAAAACAGCUUCGUGCAGGACGCACUUCUUUACCUAUACAGAAAGGCGCACGAGUUGCUGUUCGAGUAUCAUCUGGAUGACCUGCGUAUCCACUUUUACAACGGAAACAGUAACCGGAACAUGCCAGUUAUAGUGUUGAGCGUGUUUAACCUGAAGCUGUUCCUGCAGAAGGACGCACAACACAUUUACAGCUUCUUCAACCUGCACGUUAAUAUAGACGUCUUCGAUAGGUACAAUAUUGUAUAUGACACUUUGCUAGAAAAGAUGGAAAUCCUGUUGGCCUUCGAAAAUGAGAGGAACAACAUAAGUCUCUUAAACUUCAAAUUGGAGACCUCUAUUAUAAACAUCCUUUAUGCAAAUAGGAGUAAAAAUAUAAUCAUCGAGUUUGUUAUUUCGUUGGUGGAGAAUGCGCUGACCUUUCUGAAUUAUUACUACUACGGGGGUGGGAACCCUGUGGCAUUUACCCCAUAUCAGAAGGACAGCCAAGCGGGCCUAGCAGCAGGAAUGGCAACCGAUGGAGCUCUACUUUAUGAUGACAGAGGAAUCUUGGUGCCGAACUUUGCACUGAGCAACGCCCUGGAAAUUGGAGAGAGGAAAAGGAAGAACGCCAAGCUGUCUAUGUCUGGCCCACAUCUGUCUUCCAAGAUAUACAACUACACAGGAGUGACAAUCAACGUUCGGUUUAAGCAAUCACUGAGGAAUAAAAUGCAAAACAGCUUUUACAAAAAUAAAAGUAAGAAUAAAAACCGCUUCAUCUUUUAUGAGUUGCACAAAAACGAACAUGGAGGAUUGCUUAACGAUGAAAAUGGAAAGGUCUGCGAAUUGGUGGUCAUCAUUAAACUUUUUAACUACGUGUAUGAGAUUGUAGAUAUUGAGAGAACGAAAAAUAUUUGCGACAUUAGGUUCCUUCCAAUUAUAUACCACUUGAAGAGGACAAACAAGAAGAGAAAAAUUACUAUAAAAAAAUGUGACCUAACUUAUGAUACGUAUAAUGAACACACGGUGAAGAAUAAAGUUUUUAAAACGUUCAUUAAGCUUUACAUACAAACGAAUAUUGAUGAGAAGGGCAUCGUGUCGAUAUACUUUUCUUCCAAUUUGUAUGUGAACAACACGACUAGUAGUAAGUUUGUUAUUUUGUUCCACCCCAUUUUGCAUUACUUUUUGAGGCAUAAUGAAGCGCAACAUUAUGCUCAUAGCGAGAUUGAUCAUGGGAAGGGGGCUACUAGGGAAGGGGAUGAUAGACGCACCACCAGUGGUGGUGGUGGGGGGGGGGCUGUCACUGUUAUAGGGAAAAGGGAGAAGUACUACUUGCCGCUAAUCUCCUUCGUGCCGAUUAUGAUUCUGUUCGAUUACAUGAACAGCAGGUGCAACGAUAGUGAGGAAGCAGCAGAUAAAGACAGCAGCUUCGCAGAUGGAGAAAGCGACAGUGGGAAGAACAUCCACAAUGUCGGUUCGUGUGUGGAGAAGGAAAUGGCCACCAGGAGGAAGCGCAGGAGGAAGAACCACUCCGGGAGCGUCUCCCAUGAGGAGGAAAGCAAUCCCAUCAGUGGUGGUGCAGGCAGAGAAAGAACCCUUCUGGAGAACCCCCCUCAGAAGGACGAUGAAGAACGUGGAGUAACGCCCACUCAGGGCACGCCCCAACAUCGAAGAAGCCUGUCCCUAUUGAACAAAAGCAAAAUGAGCAAAAUAUUGAAACGGUUGGAAAAGUACCUGAACGAAAACAGCCAAAGUCAUAACCUCAAAAAUAUUAACUACAUCUAUAUUGUCAAGAAGGAAUUUUACGAUUUUUACAUGCACAGAUAUGAACAGAGUAGGAAGUGUUACUUUGACGUCUUUAACUUUUUAAUAAAAAGUGGGGCGAAGAAGCUAUUGGGGAAUUCUUCCAUUAAGGAGAUCGUUUGUAGACAUUCCUUCGAUUUUUUGAAAUACAAUUUGUAUGCUCAUACGAUUAAGUUGAGGGCCAUGAAGGUGAUUUGCUAUGAUAAGAAGGGGGGUGCUAAUCAUACGAAUGGUGAACAUGCAACAGUGGGUGCUGAGGUGCAAGGUGCGUUGACCCACAAAGGAGGAGACGGGUUGGUGGCUUCCCCGAUCGGUGGUAUGGUGGCACUUAACCAAUCAGCACAAGACUCCCUCAGUGGAAACUGCAGGAGUGGCCUACCGAGGAGGGACUCCUUCAGCGAGGGGAAGACCCUCAUGGCGAUCAUGAACAAUUAUGAGAACGAAGGGAAUAUCAGAGGGAGUAUUAAAGGAAGUGUGAAAGGAAGUGUAAAAGGUAGCGUCAAAGGGAGCGUUAACGGGAGUGUCAAAGGCGGCUCGGUCGGAUGGACAGACAGACCCAGACGUAGGUUGAGCGAACGGAAGAUAAGUAGCUUGCAUAUUGGGAAGGAUAGAAGGAUCUCCACAUUGGGCAGCAUGGUAUUGUACGACCUAGGAAGGGGUCCAAUAGGGAGAAAGCGCCUACGGAAUAGUGAGUUAGCGUUAGGUCGAUAUCUACCCAGGGAAGGUCCACACAGGAGGGGUAGUAUAGAUUACAGCGCAGCAAGUGGAGAAAGCGUAAACGCCACUGGCAAUGUUGAUGAAUCGAAAGGGGAAAAUGUGGAUGAGAGCAGUCAGAAGAAUGCCGGAAGGGAUUCACGCACGCUGAGCAUACAAAAUGAUGAGAGGAAUAAAAAGCUAGUUUUUACCGCCCAGAAGCAGUGCAACUACAGCAACACAGUCAUCUGUGAACAGAAGAAUUUGGAGGUGAACAAGGUGUACUCCUUCGGUAUUCUGAUAAACUACAUUUUCGAAAUACACAACCUGAUGUUUGAAGAAAUAAAGGUUGGCUAUUGUGAGAGGUAUGUAAUAAAUAGUGUUGCCAAGAAGGUGAAGAGGAUCAGGAAGGACGUCAUCUCUGCUAAAUCGGUCAGUUACUUCGACGUCAUUCCCACCUACAUUAAGCUCUUUUAUGUCAUCCAGAGGGAUAACUACAUGUAUAAUUUUUUCUCCAAAAAAAUUGAGCUACACCCGGUGAGGAAUACAUACGAAGAUAAGACGUUCCAGGUUCAGAUGUAUAUUGGGUAUAUAAACGAUAAGGAGAACAACGUGGUUUAUAAGAAGAGGAGGUUUAAACUGAGUUACCUCUUAUGUAGAAGGAAAAAGUCCACUAAUGGGAAUAGGAAGAAGUAUGUCUAUUUGGGUCCCAAGGACUAUGCAAAGUUGUGUAAAGAAAUCCCGAAGUACUUCUUUCUAAACCUAACGUUGAGAAAAAAGAGCAACUUCACAAAUGCCAACUACGAUGAGAAUAAUCUGAAGCACCUGGUGGAUAGUAACGUAUCUCAGUUGCUUAUUUAUUCUUCCUUUUUUUUUCAAAACAAUUUGUGUAACGACCUGAUUGUAAGAUCGAGUGGUGGUAAUGCACAGAAGAUUAGGAGCAACUCGGGGAUGUUCUUUGGAAACACUGAAAAUAGUAAAGUCGUCUUCGAAAUAGUUUCCAACAACCAGACGUUUACUUCGAAAAGGAUCAAAAUGGACGAAGUGUGUCUAAACAAAAAGAUCAUUCUGACGAGUAAGAAUAAGCAGGAAAAUAUUUUUCUCUCCAUGAGCAUUACCCUCAAUGGGAAAUUUUACAACACAAAGACAGUCACGCUGAACAAUAGGUACACCAUCGUGAAUAAUACGAACCGGUGGUUGUACGUGGAGGAGGUAAGCAAAGAAUUUAAAAUUAGGAAGAAGGAAAAGAAGAACCUUAAUUUGAAGUUUGCCAAUGAUUAUUCCUUCUCCAUGGAAGGCAUGAACAGUAAGAAGGCUAUAAAUUGUAGUGAUCGUCGAGCCAAACGGAUUAACAUUGCUCCUAGUGAGGUUAGCGAUGAAUCCACAGGGGGAAACAACCGUAGAAAGAAAGGAGAAGGAAGCGGUGGGGCAAGUGGUGGGGGUGAUCUCCCUGCACGUGUUGUCCAAAUAAAGCCCUAUGAAUCGUUUUACUACCACCCAAUAAAUACGAACAAGUGCCUGCUUAAGUUCUCCUACACGGAUAUAAAUGCAUGCAUGCGGGACGAGAAAUUCCAUCGUAGGAAGGGCAGCUACGAAUGCAUGAACAGCGAGCAUGAAGUGACUAACCUUUUUAAUAAUUAUUUGAAGAAAAAAAUUAUAAAGUCUAGGAAUAUGUCUGUGAUGAAUGGAGAAAAGUCCGGAUGCUCUUCGGAGCGCCCACAGGAUCUACGCAACUUAUUCUUCACCAGCCCCGUAGACAUUGAAAAGGUGGGCAAUUUGAAAAUAUAUCACAAGGCGAUUAGCAGAGUGGAAUGCACCGACAUGAGGACUGACUUGAUUGGAGAAAAGACGGCCAGUGCAGUGACGCAGACGAAUGAAAUGGCUGGAGAUACCGUCCUGUUGGUGGAUAGCGAUGCCAGGUCCAGGCGUAGUUCGGAGUCUUGUGAGAAUUUCGUCAUCGAUGUGGCUGGACAGGGAGGGGGUCCCUCAACCAGUGGGGUCAUCAUCCCAAGUGCCACCACUAACCGUACGCACGAGUAUCUGGAAGAGAGCGUCAUCACCGAAGUUAAUAUUGCACUAAACAGUGACACGAACGUAGAGAUAACCGUAUCGAUAGAGAAAAACCCAGACACCGUCAUUUGCAAUUUAACAAAGUACUAUUUAAUAUAUUACCAACGAAAGACGAAAAAAAAAAUAGUAAAUCUGUUGCAGCCAUUUGGACGAGAAAUCUUCGGAUGGUCCGACGUAUCCAAACCUAAGGUCAUUAAGUGCUUCCUCAUUUGUCAGAAAAAUGAAGUGUAUGUUUUUUCGUGUAAUGUGAAUAUAGUGAAGGAACACAACAACAUCGUACUGAAUCCGAAUAAGAAGAUUAAGGUGGUCACGAAGAUUGAAAAUGGAAAGAGAGUAUUUUGCCUGGAGGAACUCUCAAAUGACGGGAAGGACAACACUCACUCGUUGGGUAUUAUCCCUUCGUCUUAUGCUUCUAAGAAAAAAGGGUUCAGUCGGUUUAAGAGGAAGAGCAAAGUACAUAAGAAGAUGAACCUAUAUAACAAAUUCCAGUCUACCAACGAAUUUAAGAAAAUUGAAGGGGUACGAAAAGUGAAAAAUGAGGAUGAGAUGAAAAAGAAGAAACUGGCUUUCCUUCACAAAAGGAGGUUCAACAUUGUCUACAUGAGGAAGAAAAAUCGGAAGAAGAAAAAGAAAAAAAAAAACAAGUACUUUAGCAUCGCGUCGUUCUUUCUGCUCAAGAAUAUGGACCUCUCCGGUAGGCCCAAGGGGGGAGAAGCUGAAAAGGAAGAAGAAGCAGCAAGGGAAGAAGAAGCCGCCAAGGAGGAGGAUGCACUCAAUGGGGAAGAAGCAACUACCAAGGGGGGAAAAGCCUCCAAAGUAGUUAUACAGGAAAGUGCGAACCGUACCUUCAGCUUGGGUGGAAGCAACGUGAAGGAAUCGCAAUGCGCUGAAGACAAAAGGAAAAAGACGAGCUCUAUCCUUACCAAAAGCGAAGAUAAGAAAUCCCCCCCUGUGAAAAAGUCCUCCUCCAAGAAUAGGAAAUUUUCUUCCAAAAAGUACAUUAAUCGUUUUUUUUAUGAGAAUUACACGAAGAGGAUGAAGAAGAGCGUGUCGGGCAAGAAGAAGAAGAAGAAAGGGGGGUGGCGCAAGAAGGACUCCACCGGGGUGACCAUCCAGGGGGGAGCCAACGACGAUGAAGGAGAUGAUGACGACGAUAUGGAGGAUGACGUUGGUGGUGAUGACUAUUUUGGUGAUGACCCCCUAGACGGGGCGAAACAGCAGCCCAAGAGCUACCUAGACACGAAGCUGAGCGAUUAUAUAAUUAAGAAGAUAAAGAACAACCAGAAGAAGCUGAAGGGGCUGAAGAAAAUUUACCCCACGUUCCUCAAAGGCAGCGGUGGGGGUAGGCGCAGGAGGAGAGACGAUUUGAACUUCCUCAUGAGCAGCUACAUGGAGGGGGACAACGCAAAGGGGGGAGAAGAAGUAAAUGGAGAAACCAUGUUGGGGGGUGUUACAACCGCUAAUGGUACGCACGAAAACAGCGAUGAUUAUAGUGACGCACAUGGUAAUGAAGAUGCUCAUGGAGAGGACUCCCACAGCGACAGCGGCAGUUGCACAGGAAAGGAUCCACCGUAUGAACAGAAAAACGCCUCGAAGCAAAACGGAGGAGGCAACCGACUUAUGAAAAACAAAAAGGAAGAAAAUAAAGUGAAAAAAAUUCUUACAAAUAUCCACCUAAUGAUGAAGGGAAUUAAAGUAAGUCUGUUUGAACCCACUUCAGACUACAUGAUUUCCAUGGAAUUGAACAAUCUAGUGGUGAAGAAAGCAUACAUGGAAGACAUCGACUAUUUCAACGUGGACGUAAAGGUGGAUAAUGUGCUCUGUUAUGUGGUCUACAAAUAUUUGAGUGCCUACGCCAUCCUCUACAUUAACAAUGACGUAAAUAUGAAGAACAGCAAUUUGCGUUUUUUUAUUAACGAGUUAGAGAUAAAGAGAAAUUUAUUUUUAAAAAAAAAAAAUCGUGGCAAAAGUGAACGAGCAUCUUCAGCGUCUUGUGCUUCAUCCACAUCGGGUUCCUCUUCCGCAUCUUCUGCUUCCUCUAUCCAAGUCUACAAUCGACAUGGACAUAAACUGGACAAGUGUUACGACGCUGCGUCGGAUACCGAAUUUUUGGUGUGUAACUUCCAAUACAUGAGGAAGUGCGAAACGCUGUUUAUUAAGUACUUCCUUCUUAGUAUCAAGCCGAUUGUGAUAAAUGCAGACAUAAACUCUAUUACCGUACUUUUUUACUUCUACAAGACGUUUGGUAGUUAUGGUAAGAAGAGGGAGGCGUCGGGGGAAGAGGCCGUGGUGGGUGGUGGGUUGUCUGGUGGGUUGGCUGGCGGUUUGUCUGGCGGUUUGGGUAACGGGGCUGGUUCCCACCGUGCUUCUCCUCGUGCCGGGAGGAUCGACCAGGGGUUGGCCCCUGCCCAAGCACGGCAACUGAAGAAUGAGCUGAAGGAAAGUUACCGUUCUUCGCUGGACCCAUUUGAGACGGUCGAAAGGUCCGCUGAGAGGGGGGCUCACGAACAGGAGAAGAGUUGGGGAGAGACGGUCGGUCAGGUGGGCACUUCCCCAAUGAACGAUCGUCCCGUCAAUGGGGAAUUGCUUGGUGGAAGUCCAGUUACUGAUAGUUCUGUUAGCGGUGGCCAAAUGGGGGGAAUCCCCUCUUGUGCACACGAUGAAGGUGAACGGGUCCCUAUAAUCGCGGUAUCAGAGAAGAAGGAAGAAACGAGCAGCCACAAAUACGUCUACGUGCAGUAUAUCAGCAUCGAUAAGAUAAACAUUCUCCUGAACUUUCAGUCAGAAUAUAAGAAGGAGUUAAACAGCCAUGUCAGCAAUUUAUUCUACAAGGAAUACAUAAGUGCGUAUAACAAACUGGGGGACAUUUCCAACUGUAGCAUCUGUCUGAAGAGUCUUUCAAACAUUCACAUUUUUACCAACUACACUCUGCUUUCAAACUUUCUCCUGAACUUUUAUUUCAAUCAGACAAUCGUAAAUAUAUCCAACCUGUUAAUCUCCUUUAACAUCAUUGGAAGUCCGACUUCCCUCAUUGCUCAUGUGAAGAAAGCGUUUCGUGAUUUCUACUACAUAGUGAAUGAGGACAGUGCACUGAGGAAGGGACAUAGCAGCAAAAGUAAGAAGAGACUGAUGAGGAUGCGAAGACGCAGUUGGAAAGAUAACCUAGCAGAGGAGGAGUUAUUUACGAAAGUUCAGGAGAAAGACGAUUUGUUAGACUUGUUUGAGGGAUCGAAUGAAAGCUCUCUCAUUGGGGAUAAGGACGACAUAAUGGCUAACGAGAGGUACAUUAUGCAUCUGCUAAAUGAUUAUAACAGAUCCUACCAGGAGAACAUGCUCAGUGAGGACAAUCAUCUUAGCAUGAUCAAGAGAAGUGUCAGUUGGAACAUGGUGAAGAAGGACUACGAUGAGGACGCCUGCAGUGUCAGAAGUGGCAGAAACGAUAACAUGGUUGUAAGUGGACGGGGAGGAGUUGACCCAAUUGGUGGUGGUGAUAGCCACACGAGUGACGCCAGUGAUGUUGUAGAUUUGUGUGGUGUAGACCAUGUGACGGGCAUCGUGGAUACGUGCGAUUUAGUGGCUGUUAGUGGGGCUAGCCGAAUGGGUGAAGAAGAAGACUUUUACAACAACGGCAACUACCUCUACAGUAGCAAUAUAAAAAGUCGUGAGUUGGAAAAUCUCGUUAUAGACGAUAAUGAGUCACUAAACUCGGUGCUAUUCAACAAUCAGGAGGACCUAAUUUUAAUGGACGAGGAUCGACGCCGCAGGAGGGGUACUAAGCGCGGUUCGAAAGGGGAUACAAAAGGGGAAACAAAAGGGGACACAAAAGGAGACUCAAAAGGGGAUUCAAAGAGGGACUCAAAAAGGGACUCAAAAAGGGAAUCAAAGAAAGAUUCAAAGAGGGACUCUAAAAAGGAUUCAAAACGCGACUCGAAGCGGGAUUCUAAGCGCACCUCCAACCGAUCCCAGAACGACACGAAAAAGGGGGGGAAGAAAAAGAGGAGAUGCUUACCAUCGUUGGUACGAAAAUGUUGGGGCAACAUAUGUUACGUGUUUCUAAGGGUAAAGCGUCUCUUUAUAGGGGUGUACGUCUUAAUAUUUCAGUUGAUUCUGUCAUUGCUGUUUUCGGUGACGCUGAUCCUGCAGUCCCUAAUUAGUCUCAUCGAAAAAAUCAACAUAAACAACGCAGGAAAUGUGUUUCGAAUAUAUAGAAGAAAAGACGAAGGGAAGAAAACAGUGGCAUUUAAUAACAGCACAGAGGAGUAUAAAAACUUAGACCUUACGAAGUUACUCUCCUACUACGUGAGCAUCUACAUCAGCAUGAUCAGUGUAGUGUAUUACAACGUCCUCUACAAAAUAAGAAAGAAAAGGAAGAAGGACCUUUCAAGUGAGAAUAAAUUAUUUAUGGCUAGCUUUCAGAUGAAUUUAAAUAAAAAGAGGAGGUUAUCUUUUUUCUUCAAUUUUAUAUUAAGUAUUGUUCAGAUAAUAAAUUUGUUUUUUUUCGGACAUUUGGUUUUUGUCCUUUUGUGUCUACUAACCGUGAAUACACUCUUUCAGAGGGUCCUUCGUUUUUUCGUUGAGCUGGUAUAUAUGCAAAGGAACAAAAACCAGUUGGACUUUUUCAACAACGCCAACAGGAACCAUUUAAAUAUAGUCAGUUAUAUAAGGAUUCAUCAGAUCUUAAAUAGGUACACUAUGCUGAAGGAACCGUUCAAGUACUUCCUGUCUUAUCAGGACUUUUUUGAGUUGCCUGCUCUGAAGAAGGUUAGCUAUUUUGUAUACACGAAGGAACUUUUUUUUCACAUCCAGGAGAAUAGAAUAAACUUCCUAUUCCGGCGGAGCGACUUGAAAAAGAUCGAUGUGAUUAUAAACACCGUCAGUAGCAGCUUUGCCAUUAACAGCUACUACAAGCGGCGUGCCAACAGGGUUUCGCGAAAGAGCAGCUCCAGAAACACGCUUUCCAGGAAUACGCUUUCGAGGAACACCCCUUCGAGGAACACCCUCUCCAACUGCACCAUUGCCAUGGACAACCUCACGUGCGAAGACCACCCCAGUGGAGAAUCCUCCCUCAAACAUAAUACAUGUCCAUCGAACGAACUGCGGGAAAACAAAAACAUCAUCUGCCUGCUGAACGCUGAAUUGGCUCUAACAAAGAGAAACGAAAUAAUUAACCUAAAUAAAAAAACAAACGAGCAGGAUAUCUCCAUAAAAAUUACCAUCCGAAAUAAUAUGAACGUUAUGGAAAACGUCUACUACAGUCCUACUAAAUUUUUUAGAUCCUUUUCAAAAAUCCAAAAAAGGUUCAACAAUAUUUACCUGCCCCUGUCGAAGACCGCAAAUAACGAGCCCAAAUGUGGUACUGUCAAAUGUCACGGUGGAAAGAAGGACAAUCAGAAUAGAGGGGACUCCUCAGGAAAGAAAAGGCGCGGCUGUCUAGGCGCCAUCUGGUGGGCUAUUAAGAGCUUCUUCGCGUGCUUGUUUCUAUGCUUGUGUUGUUUGAGGAGACCCAAGGGAAGCGCACCUCGACCGAAGAACCCCCAGCAGACCAAUGAAGCUGCCAAGGAAGAAGACGGGCAACAGAAAAACAGAAAAGCGCGCAGCAAGGAUUACAAGAAAAUGGCUCCCAAGCAUAUCAGCUUUAAGCUCAAUUUCGACGACUUCCAGACCUGCUUAAAUAUUUUUGAAUGCCUCUGUCGGUUUGUUAACAAUAAUUAG